GAUGCCGAUAGAAGCCGACCCCCUCCCUCAGCAUCCCCUCGUCCCCACCUCACGCUUUUCCUCUCCGUAGCUGGAAUAGCUCUGUCUGCCUCAUUAACUCCCGGCCCUACAAACGUCCUCCGGUGCGGCGCUCGUUAAUUUGUUUCCCUGCUCGGGAAUGUGUUCUUUCCGAGGUAUGAAGGUCAGCAAAGGAGGAGAGAGGCAGGCUGUGACCGUACAGAAAACACAGGAGGAGCGUGGUUUGGGAGGAGAAUUAACAACUUGUGUUUUAGCUGAAAAACGUGUUUGUAAAUAGCUGAGGUACCCAAAGAAUUGUUCUGGGUGCUCGGAGCACAAUAAGAGCUCCAGAGAUGGUUUAUUAUACAUCAGGCACAACCAAAAGCCAUCCUCACAUUUAUUUCUUGCGUGACAGACAUUCCAGAGCAGUUCUAAAUGAUAUAUAUUGCUUUUAACACAGCCUUGCUUUCGUUCAAUAGGAUCCUAUAUAGCAUAUGGAGCAGUACAAAUUGAAUUAUCCAUUAGCAUCUUGAAACUUGGUGCUGGGCCCAGUGUUGGUGCAGCUGGAGGGAGGGGCCUUUGGAGGGCUGUAUUGCCUGGGGUUGGUUUGGGGCAGUUUGGUUUUUGCUGUGCUCCUGGAUGGCACUGGUUGGGGUGCAGGGAUGCUGAUGUUCCCACAAUUGGAAAUCUGCUCGUUCAAGGCAGGAAUGAGCUGCAGGUGCUCCAUCUAGCCCCGUUUCUUCAGCAUGCCAGGAGAACACAGAACAUCACCCCAGAGCACCAAGUAUCCCACACCUUGCUGUCCUCCUAUCCACCAGCCUCAUCCCGUGCUCUUCACCAGAAGUAGGAUCUACCACUGCCACUCUCUGUGGCUGCAUUUAUGUAAAGCUGAAGGGAUGCAGCACAAGCCCAGCCUAUGCUUCUACCACCUGCUUCACCUCCCCUGUUGCCUGUUUAUGAAAGCCUGUCUUAGCAUUCGUCAUAAUAAUAAUAAUACUUUGCACUUCCCUAACAACCAUCCAUCUGCAGAGCCCGAGCUGCUGGCAAACCUUUAAUUAGAUCGUGCCUCCCACCACCCCCAGGAAGCAGGCAAACAUUAUCACAUUUUUUCAUUAGCACUGAGGCCGGUGAUGAACCUUCAGGGAGAGGAUGUUGCAGUUACAGCCAAGAAAAGAAGAAAUAAUUAAAAAUGAAAUGGAGUUCCGUUUGCUGUUUAGCUUGAAAACAUCAGGGCUGGAGCCCAGGGAGGGCAGGAGUUGCUGGGACCAUCCCAUAAUACUCCCCUGUGCCCCAGCAGCCUGCAGCUGGGGGCUGUAGGUGCAGCUCACUGAGCUCAGCCCCUCAGGCAGUGAUUUCAGCACACAGUGUGGCUGAUCCUCCAAGAGUCUGGGGGCUGCUGGCAUUUAUCCCACCUUACCAUCAGCACUUAUCCUCACUUUCCAUUGUAGGGGUUGUUCCAGUGGCUAGAUCCCCUUUUCCCCAAGUGUUUCAUACCCUAGCUCUCCCCAGGGACUCUCACAAACAGGCUGAUAAGUACUUGAUUACUGUUUGCCCUUUCUAUGAGACCUUUCUCUGCUUGCUGUGCUCCUGCUGGCUCUUUAAGCUCUCUUCCAAAAGGCACCUUCAGCUCCCAGCAACUGUGCCUUCUCCCUGCAGCUCUGGCCUCCCACUGCUGGAAGUGUUUUGUUCCUUCUGCUUGCCACCAGCUUUGAGGUUAGCUGGUUUUUGGGGGGAUGUUGCUUUGUAGGGCUGGGUGAGGAAAGGAAGGAAGAAAACAAAGGCAGAAAGGGGAGCUGAGUUACACAGAGGCUGCUGAAGGUGCUGCUGCUCUCUGCCAGAAACCUGGGCGCUCUGUUAUUUUUGGGGAGGGUCUGUAAGGAGAGCUGCUAUGGGGGCUUAGGGAGAGCACUUGUACCCUACAAGGUGCUGCAGCCCUGGUUUGGUGAUGCUGCACGUUCUGGCAUCCCCUUUAAGCUGAAGGCUCCUGUUGCAGAAUGCUCAGCUCCCUUUCUGCCCAUGCAGAAUGAUGAGCAGCACCUGAGGGUGAAAGCACUGUGCUCCUGUCCCCAUGUGCAUUUCCCCUCCCUGCCAGCACUGAGCUUCCUCCCGCUGGAUGGAGCUUUGCACGCUCUGCAGCUGCCUGCAGGAAGGCUGGAGGCCUGCACUGCAUGGCAGCACGCCAGCAGCUGCCUGUUUUUCCUCCUUCCUCCUUCUUGCUAUUGCUGAUAUGGAGAUAAGUUGUGUAAAAGGGCUCCUGGCUAUGGCUCAGUGGCCUUUAUGGCUGUGCAGGAGAGCAACCCUGGGGGAGGCUGCGUGUGUUGUUUCCCCUCCUGCUAUUCCAGCCUUAGGGCUUCCCUUGGGUGCUGGCUUAUGUGUGCAGCUCUUGACAGGGCUGAGCACUGGGCACAGCUUAUCCUGCAGCCCAAACGGGGGAUUUUGGGGUUGCGUGGGGUCCUAUGAUGUGCACCCACAUGUGUUGCGACCCAGAGAAAUAUUGGGUUGCGACUGCACCGAGUGCUUUUUGUUGCCUACAUCUGCUCCUUGGGCAGAGCUCAUUGCCUUUGCACCAGGAACUCAGUAAUUUGGAAGGAGAUGGGGAUGCUGUGGGGUCACAGUGUCUGUUUACCUCAAGGCACUUCAUUCAUUGCUCAUCUGUGCAGCUGGUGAGGUGAGAAGGCUGGAUAUGCAGGGAUUACUUUGCAUGUUGGUAUGGUUUGUGUCUGCAAAUGCUUAACACUGGGCAGCACUGAGUCAGACAAGAAAAAGGGCAAAAACCAGGCUGCUGUGUGCUGCAGAGUCUGCUCUGGGGGGCAGUGGGGCCAAUUCUUCUCUCCCCCUCUUGGUUGCUGUGGGCUGGAGAUGGAACUCAGAAGGGCUCCGCUUUGAUUUGGAAGCCCUGACCCCAAACUCCUGCUCACAGGCACCUUUCAUAUGGCAUAAUCCCUGUACAACCCCAUGCAGAGAUUACUGUGCCCAGAUCAGGGAACUCUGAGCCCUUCCAGCAGAACCUGGCCUCGUUGCUGCCACCUCUUCAUUGGCUCUUUCCCCAGCCAUCCAGAAAAUAACAUCAUAACUGAAUACACAUGAUCGCCACGGGAAGGGGAAUCGGCUGCUCUUCCCAGUUUAGUGGCAAACUGUGGGAUGCUCCUUGCUUCUGGCAGAUCCAGGUGUCCCCUAUUGUGAAACCAUGGCUGAGUCAGUGCUGCAAGCUGGCCUGCGGGGAGCCCAGCUCCAAACAUCCUGUCCGAGGGCCACCUCCCUGCCUCACCUCUGCCUUUAUCUGCCCCUUCUGAGUAACAACGCGUCUGGCAAGGGAGAAGGACAAGCAGAAGCUGCAGACACCAGGAGUGAUCCCAAUGCCGACGAGUUUCCUUGGCAGAGCCCUCCGGGGCACCUUCUUCCUCAUCUUUGGUCUCUGGUGGUCGGUGCGAUACCCCCUGAAGUAUCUCAGAAGGAAAACAAAUGCUGAGAACCAGCCAAGCUAUGGGCUCCGGCGUGUGGAAGUCUUUGAAGGGGCAGUCAAAGCUUUCUUUGCCCUGGCAGGGAUCCUGGUGGAGCAGUUUGUCCCCUCUGGUCCCCACCUGAUGCUGUACAGCCCCAAGACGCACAGCUGGACGGACCUCACGCAUUGGCACUACUCCACCAUGUACCUCUUCUUCCUCCUCUCUGGCAUCGUGGAUGUGGUCUCACACUCACCACUCAAACUGCCAUUGGGUUUAGAUCGGCUCUCGCUGUCUGUGGCUCUGUUCAUGGAAGGUUUGCUCUUCUGCUUCCAUAACUUUGGUGAUGCUACACUGGACCAGCACCUCCACUCCCUGUUGGCCUUCGCUAUUUUUGCUGGAGCCCUCUGUGUCCUCCUGGAGGUGUUCCUCAGAGAUCACAUCAUCCUGGAGUGCCUCAGGACCAGCACAUUCCUUCUGCAGGGCUCCUGGCUUUGGCAGAUCGGGUUUGUGCUGUCCCCUCCCUGGGGAGGACCGGGCUGGGACCAGACUGACAGCAGCAAUUUCUCAUUCCUCACCAUGUGCUUCUGCUGGCACUACGCAGGAGCCCUCAUCACCCUGGCAGCCAACGCGGCCGUGUCACGCUGCUGCAACGAGUCCUGCCAGCUGCGAUUCGGGGACAUCGACGUGGAGUUGGACUGCGGCCUGUGCGUCCGCAAGAAGGGCUCUGGUGGGGCACUGCUGCCCGAGGGCGGCCCUGAGGAGAAGUGAGGCUGCAGCGGGAAGUGGCGGCUCCUCCUGCUGCUCUGGGGAUCUUGAGAUGAACUUCGGAGUUCUGUUUGGUUAAACUGGAAGCAGCGGAAGCGGGAGGUUGAGCCCCAAAGCUGAGCUGCUCCUGCGUGCUCCCGGCUCCCUCUGACAGCGAGGAGUUUGCCAUUUUCUCAGGACUGGUUUGCUGGCAGGCGAUGUGGCUGGUUGGGCUUUCUCUGAACCCAGCAGGAGGGAUGCAAACUGCCCCCUGAAGCAGCUCCUGGUGCCUGCUGCUCGCUGUGCCGCUAGCAGAGGGGUUUUGUACAAAGCUUUGCAUGCACAGAGUGUACACGGUCCCAAAUAAAGUGCUAUAAUAAA
Tympanuchus pallidicinctus (lesser prairie-chicken) is the source of this 4565-nucleotide messenger RNA. Its product is annotated as transmembrane protein 45B-like. The transcript has 6 exons. The record is from RefSeq and is a predicted model, not a curated record. The coding region runs from base 3354 to 4208 and encodes 284 amino acids. Lineage: Eukaryota; Metazoa; Chordata; Aves; Galliformes; Phasianidae.